Molecule: messenger RNA, 420 nt
Organism: Mesorhabditis spiculigera
Lineage: Eukaryota; Metazoa; Nematoda; Chromadorea; Rhabditida; Rhabditidae
Source: the annotation of a GenBank genome assembly
AUGGCUUCAUCGUGGCCGGGGAAGCGGUGCAAAUCGAUCGGGGAUCUGCCGGACGCCCUUCUGCCAAGCGCCGGGCUUUUUGGCCGUCUCCGCGAUCGUGUCAAAUCGUCGUGGGCCCUGCUCCCGUCGAGGCGACGCCCGUCGGCCGUCGAUUGUGAAACUCACCCAAUGCUGCCGAAAAAGCCGGCGGUCGAGACGCCCGCACCGCGCAAGACGAGCGUCAAGGAGGAGCUGGUCGCGUUGAAGGCUGCCAUCACCCGCAAGCUGUCUCUUCUCCCUCCCUGUUCGCCCACUCUCUCCUCAUCAUCCGCUUCAUCCAUCGAUCAAUACCCCGAGAUGUCAAUCGACAGUCAAGACGACGACGGCCCGGGUUUCCCCGACUUUUUCAUCGUCGACCGAUCCAUGCUACGGCAGCCGAUU